AUGUUGAAAGUUCCCCAUCGUAACCGACCUUCUAACCCGGUCACCAAGGCCGUCAUAUUGGUGGGUGGUCCAUCUCGGGGAACUCGCUUUCGACCAUUGAGCCUGGAUGUCCCCAAGCCUCUUUUCGAUGUGGCCGGCCACCCGAUUGUCUGGCACUGCCUGAAAGCCAUUUCCAAGGUUCCCGAGAUCAAGGAAGUGAUCUUCAUUGGCUACUACGAAGAAGUUGUUUUCCGGGACUUGAUCAAAGACUCGUCUAGAGAAUUCCCUCAGAUCAAGAUCCAGUACCUGCGUGAAUAUCAGGCUCUUGGUACCGCUGGGGGUCUCUACCACUUCCGAGAUGCCAUUCUCAAGGGAAAGCCUGAUCGAUUCUUCGUACUCAACUCUGAUGUCUGCUGUUCUUUCCCCCUCAGCAACAUGCUCAACCUGUUCGACACCAAGGAUGCUGACGCCCUCAUUCUGGGAACACGAGUCAGCAACGAUGCCGCGAACCACUUCGGUUGCAUCGUUCCCGACCCUCACACUAAUCGUGUACUGCAUUACGUGGAAAAGCCAGAGAGCCACAUCUCCAAUCUGAUCAACUGUGGUGUCUACUUAUUUGCCACCGAUGCAAUCUUCCCGUCCAUCAAGAGCGCAAUCAAGCGUAGAACCGAACGUCCCCGCAUGAUCUCCUACCCAUCCUCAGAAAACCUCGAGACUUCUUUCGUUGCAGACCCUGAUGAGGACGGCGAGAAGAACGAAGUUCUCCGUCUCGAACAGGACAUACUCUCCGACCUCGCCGACACGAAUCGCUUCUACGUGUACGAGACCAAAGAUUUCUGGCGACAGAUCAAGACCGCUGGAUCUGCCGUCCCGGCGAAUGCAUUGUAUCUGCAGAAGGCCUUUCAAUCCCAGUCCGAAGAACUCGCGAAACCAUCCGCCACAAUCGUGCCACCAGUCUUCAUCCACCCCACCGCAACCGUUGACCCAACUGCCAAGCUGGGUCCCAAUGUGUCGAUUGGCCCCAAAGUGGUGGUGGGAGCGGGCGCCCGUAUCAAGGAGGCCAUUGUUCUCGACGAAGCCGAGAUCAGGCACGAUGCCUGCGUCCUGUACGCCAUCGUAGGUUGGAACAGUCGCGUGGGCGCCUGGGCUCGAGUCGAAGGAACACCCCUUUCCGUCACCACACACAACACUAGCAUCAUCAAAAACGGCGUCAAGGUCCAGAGCAUCACCAUUCUGGGCAAGGAGGUUGGUGUCAGCGACGAAGUUCGUGUUCAGAACUGCAUCUGCCUGCCCUACAAGGAGUUGAAGCGCGAUGUCACUAACGAGGUCAUCAUGUAA
Molecule: messenger RNA, 1317 nt
Organism: Exophiala aquamarina CBS 119918
Lineage: Eukaryota; Fungi; Ascomycota; Eurotiomycetes; Chaetothyriales; Herpotrichiellaceae
Product: mannose-1-phosphate guanylyltransferase
Exons: 3
Coding region: 1-1317 (438 amino acids)
Biological process (GO): biosynthetic process
Cellular component (GO): cytoplasm
Molecular function (GO): transferase activity
Source: RefSeq, a predicted model, not a curated record